CGAUCUCAGAACUCGCGCCUAUAGGUUCAUUCCCCGCCCACAACGGCCUCCGUCGCGCUCUCCGCAUUUGUGAAAUCACAGAACUAAUGCACAUUGUACUGGGCUAUUGGAGUUGAUUGACUAGGACCGACGAUCUGCUCCUGUCUCGAAGUAACGACCCGUUUUGCUCUCAAAAUACUGUCUACCGUCAACACCGAGUUCUGCACCUUUUCAUUCUCUCUUUCAGUCUUGUGCUGAAGCUCGAUGGUUAGGAACCAUUUUCCUUUGCACUGGGAGAGUUGUCGGCUCCCGUCCAGGAUAUAUCCCGGAGGGAAGACAAUGUCAGCUCGGAGAUGGAUGUACAUGCCACCAGAGGCGGCAUUUCCGUGGAGGAUAGCGGUAUCUUCCGCCCCUUUGCUGAAGGCAGGCGCUCGAGCUGUUGAACCCCCGAAAUUGAUCACUCCUCCACUUCCUUUCCCCAUCUCUCGAACUCCGCUCCAUCCUUCUCCUCUCCGCAUCGCCUUACACACCAAACCCUCAUGCCCCAGAACCGGGGUUCGGCUGACAGGUGGAUCUGUAUGACGACGGAAUCCAAGUCUGCAACAGAGCGAUGCAAUCUACUCACAUUCCUUCAACGCGAUGACUUUUGCAUUUGAUUCAGCGACUUGAAACCCCGCUCCCUCGCAAUGGGCAAACUACCAACACGAUGGGCUAUAGAUUUCCAUUCUAGACAACGGGGAAUGGGACAAUACGUCUCCAAGAAACGUCACAUGCAUAAGACGGUGUUUUCCUCCGCUUUCCUCCAGGACAGUGGG
Molecule: messenger RNA, 794 nt
Organism: Laccaria bicolor S238N-H82
Lineage: Eukaryota; Fungi; Basidiomycota; Agaricomycetes; Agaricales; Hydnangiaceae
Exons: 3
Coding region: 244-561 (105 amino acids)
Source: RefSeq, a predicted model, not a curated record